CCCUUUGUAGACGGUGGCAGGUGUGCUUAUCUGCUGCGGCGCGGUCUCUAAAUUUGUCAUUAAUUUUGCUAAACAUUCCUGGAGUUAAGAAACUCUAUAUUCAUUAGAUUCAUUAUCAGCGGCGUAAUCAUGUCCGGCCAUCCUGUGGCUAUCGUUGUUCAGAACAAAGAGACUCGAGAGUUCGAGCUGGAUGAGGAAGCCCUACGGGGUGUCCUGUUGCGUCCUGAAGUGGGCGACAAACCCGUCUGCGUGGUGGCCGUGGCGGGGGCGUUCAGGACCGGCAAGAGCUUCCUUCUGAACUUCUUAGUGAAAUACUGCGUCAAUGAAGGCACACCGAACUGGCUGGGUGAUCCGUCGCAGCCGCUGGAAGGUUUCGUCUGGAGCACAGGCAUGGAGGGGCAGACCGCCGGCAUUUACAUUUGGAGCGAACCUUUUACUAUCUACGCUAAAUAUAGCGGUAAAGAAGUGGCAGUUAUUCUCAUGGAUACUCAGGGCACGUUUGACACCCAAACCUCGUUGCGGGAUUCGACGUACAUCUUCGCCCUGACGCUGUUGACCUCCUCCGUGACGGUGUACAACCUCAUGAACAACAUCCGCGAGGACGACCUCACGAACCUGCAGACGUUCAGCACCUACGGCGCAUCGGCGCAGAAGGAGAUCAAAGAGUCGCGCGCAUUCCAGAACCUAUUAUUCCUGGUGCGUGACUGGAGUUUUCCUCAGCAGCAUCCAUGUGGCCACGAAGGCGGUCAAGUGGUACUGAAGAAAGUGCUAGGCCAACUAGGGGAAAAGGCGGAGAAGCCGAUGCAUGAGUCGGCCCACCAGAGGUUGAGACAAGGCCUCCGUCAGAGUUUUGAGAAGCUGGAGUGCUACCUCAUGCCGCACAUCGGCUACGGCCCGGCCGAAGACUCCAAUUUCGAUGGUCGACCAAAUCAACUGAGCCCAAAAUUCGUGGAGCACAUCAGGCUGCUGGUGCCUCGCCUGCUGGCGCCUGAGCGCCUCGUGUUGAAGCGUUCAGCGGCGCGGCGGGGACAGCCCGCCACCGGGGAAGAGCUGGUGGACUUCAUCAAGACCUACAUGGCGGUCUUCAGGGAGGGAAAGCUGGUGGAACCCACCACUCUGGCUGAGAUGAUGGCACGUGUAUGCAGUAAUGGAGCUCGUAAUAUUGCUCUUGAAGUCUACAACAAUGCCAUGAAUUCUAUUCUUUUUCCCGAUGGAAAAUCAAUGGAGGCCUCCGUUCUCAUGAGCCAACACUUGGCAUACAAGCGUGACGCCGUCGCAGCCUACCUCAAAGAAAACCAAUACGCAGACAGCAGUGAACUGUUUCCGGUUGUUCAUGACGUUAAAGAGCAACUUGAAAAGGAAAUCGAGAAUCACUUCCUUCACUACACCGAGGUUAAUGAUCACAACAAAACUAAGGAACAGAUGAAGAAGCUUGAAGAAGAUGUUGAAGCGGCUGUUACAAUUGGAACGCUGGGUGCGGCCCUCGCUGGUAUAUAUUUUUUCCGCCGUCCUUAGUGGCUAAACAAAAAAAAUAAUACCGGCUCUGGAUUAUGGUGGUGUCAUUGAUAUUGAAGAAUUAUAAUAGGCACUUCUAUACCUGUAUAAAAAAGAAAUUUUGUAUCCGUACAAAAUUUAAUUAUGAACUGUUUAAGGAGAGUAUGACCAACAAUAAUCUAUCCUAUAAUAUUAUUGUUGGAAAACGCUUCUGUAAUU
Messenger RNA from Hyalella azteca, 1713 nucleotides. Its product is annotated as atlastin-1-like. The coding region runs from base 130 to 1515 and encodes 461 amino acids. The transcript has 9 exons. The record is from RefSeq and is a predicted model, not a curated record. Lineage: Eukaryota; Metazoa; Arthropoda; Malacostraca; Amphipoda; Hyalellidae. Gene Ontology annotation, molecular function: GTPase activity; GTP binding.